AUGUUAUUAAAAAAAGCAGCAACCAAAGAUGAUGUAAUAGCAUUUGCCAACGCAGUAAAGUAUACAUUAGGAGAUGAGAAAGAAAAGUACGUACACUUUUUGGACAUAAUGAAUGAUUACGGGAAUCAAAGAAUUGAUGUGGUGAUUGCCAUGGAAAGGAUGAAGGAGCUAUUCAAAGGACAUGGAGAUUUACUUUUGGGAUUUAAUGCCUUGUUGCCAAAGGAAUGUGAAAUCACACUUUCAUGUGAGGAUGAACAACCACCACAGAAAAGGAAAAAGCAUGUUGGAUUUUCAGAAGACAAAAAUUUCAGGGGCAAGACAGAGGACGACGCGGAUCUUGUUCUUGAGUUGGCUAAUUUUUGUAAGGCAGAGGUAGAGAAGAUGAAGGCCGCAGGCAACACAAAUGAAUGA
Molecule: messenger RNA, 411 nt
Organism: Sphenostylis stenocarpa
Lineage: Eukaryota; Viridiplantae; Streptophyta; Magnoliopsida; Fabales; Fabaceae
Source: the annotation of a GenBank genome assembly